Lucilia sericata (common green bottle fly) is the source of this 1384-nucleotide messenger RNA. RefSeq lists its product as uncharacterized. The transcript is spliced from 2 exons. Lineage: Eukaryota; Metazoa; Arthropoda; Insecta; Diptera; Calliphoridae. The record is from RefSeq and is a predicted model, not a curated record. The coding region runs from base 121 to 1353 and encodes 410 amino acids.
UGAAAUAUGUAAACAAACAGUUUUUAUCUGACAUUUAGAUGAAAAACAUAAACCAACAGAAAAAGAAGUUGUUUUGAGCGCCACAAUAAAAAAGAAAACUAAUAAAAUAAAAGAAUUGCAAUGAAUGAUGAAAAUAAUAGCAAAGUAUACAAUCAUUAUCUGGAAUUAAGUAAACCUACCAAAGAGGAUUUAAAAAGAGUCUUCACGGAAGCCGAACUAAAAGAAUUAUGUUUAAAACACAAAUGUCGUGUGAAUAUGUGGCGAUGGAAUGUGGCCAAUGAGUAUCGUAUAGUGUUCACAGAAAGUGGACGCUAUCAAAGAUGGUCGGAACGUGAUCGUUUGCGUAUGCUGGCCAAGGCGGUGAAUAAAAUGAAACCGUCUAUUCUCUACGAUGAAGAGGAGAUACUAAAAACAAGAAAAGAAGAAUGGGCUUUUCAAUUGAAGGAGAAUAUUUUAUCAUUGGACUAUUGGCGGCGGGAGGAAUUGCGCAGUAAAAGUCCAAGACUUAGAGUAUCUGAGUCUGAGGAAUUCGAACAAGAGGAAUUAUCGCAAAUGGCUGUGAAUACAGAAUCUAUGAAUGCAAACGAAUUGUUAACAGAAAAUCCAAAUGAAAAUCAAGACUUUGAUUUAGAAGUAGAAAGAGAUAUUGAAGUUCACACAGAAUCUAUGAAUAGCAGUGAAUUGCUGACACAACAAACUCAAGUACAGAAACAGACAACAAAAAAAGUAUCUUUCAACAACAGUCUACUAAAAACACAAGUUCAGGGACAGGAAACUUAUCAAGAAAAUACUACUGCAGUCAACCGUCAAAGCGUUAUAACAGAAAAUGUUUUAAGCCAAAAAGAACUAGAUCAAGGAGUCGAAUCGCAACUUGAAGUCAAUACUGAAUCUAUGAAUGUCAACGAACUGUUGACACAAACCGAACAAGAGCAACUACAGCCUUUAGAAGAAAUGCCCGGUAUAGUACUAACACCAGCAACAUCUACCCAAAGUGAUAAUGGUGAUAUUUUAUUGGCCGACAUAGAAGACGAUGAUGAUAUAAUGGAAGACGAAGAGGACUCUGAAGAUUCUAUUGAGACGGUACAGCUCAACAGUAAUGAACGUCAAUUACACUUACAAGUUGCAAAAGGUGAAACGUUACAAUCUCAAGAAGUUGCUCCCGAAAUUGAAAAUCUUUACGAUAUUAACACUAUGUCAAUGAGCAUCGAUUCCCAAAUGGUCAGUCAAAGUCAAGAGCUGCCAUAUCAACAGUCUCAAGAUGUAAUACCGGCUAGUUAUGAUAAUUUUAAAAAUAUUAUACCCGUAACCUCGACACAGUCGCAAAGUUUAGAAUUAUCACAGGAGAUUGUAUAAUGUGUUCGGAAUAAGAAUUUAUUUAAAUACC